AACUUAGAUUUGCCUUACCAAUCCAGUACAAUACCGUCCAGUACUAAUGAAACAACAGGAGCGAAUAAAAUAAAAACGUCAAUACUACACGUUUGUUACUCGCUUGAUUAAAACCGUUAUUACCAGCACUACGGAGGAGAGUUAAGGGUAUUGAUAUUAUUAGCUUGCAAUGAUAUGAACUAUUAUAUCGGGGUAUUGUAGAAAAGGAAAACUUGUUGUAAGCUUAUUUUUUAAUCCAGUGCUAACUGAUAACGAGAACAUUGUUAUUCUCAUCAGGUGGUAAUCCUGCUGGAUGGAUUGACAAGGAUUGGAGAGUAUUAAAUUAAUUAUACAAGUGUUAAGUUGUCAGGUAAGAUGAGAUGUCAAAUGGCUCGUGAUCCUUUUAAAUUUGACAUUUCUUAUGGUUUGUUUUACUAAUUGAAGAAAGUUUGUUAUUCUAUAUAUUUACUAUUUUAUGAAAGUACGGGGAAAUACGAGUUGAACAUCGAUGAUGCUAGAAAUAUUCAAUAUAAUUUCCAAACAAAUACAAGGAAAUCUGAGUUGAACCAUUGAUGUUCCUACAAAUAUUCGACAGCAGCUAUAUUUUUAUCCUGCUUUUUGUUUGACUGAUCACGGAAAAUUGAAUUGACGUCACUUGAACACGUGAUGUUUGUUAUCUUUAUUUUUCGUUAUUAAGAACAUAAGCUAAAAUUCAAAAUGACUGAAGACAUAAAAUUUAAAUAACAGUAGCAAUUUCUUAUCCUUUAAAAUUUAUUCAGACUAGUCGUUAGCACGUGGAAAAAUUCACGGGUUCGCCAGUCCUUAAAAUAUCGCAUUUCAUGAUUCUGCAGUACGGCUAAAAAACCGCAGGGAGACAGAAUACUGGUAUUAGUAGAAGAGACUAGCUGUUAACUUGUGGGAGAAACCACUGAUUAUUCCGUCUUCAAAUUAUUUAACUUGUGCGCAGCCAUUUUAGACAUACAAAAUACAAGCAUUGAUAAAGGAGUCUUAAAUCCACGAUUCUUCCUGUCCUCAGAGUUUUGGCUGUCGUUUAGAUUUCCGAUAUCGCUAGUUCAUGCAUCAAUAAAAUUUGUUUGGACGGUUGUUAUUAAUAUAAGUGCAAUUAUAAUGCGGUUUUCGAAUUAUUGACCACCUAGUCUCACAGAAGAAUGCACAGACAUAUUAAGGGUAUUAAUAGGAAACUAGUCGGUAGCCCCUGGGUUAAUCCAGAGGUUCACCGUCCUUUAAAUAUCGCAUUUUGCGUGUCCGUAGCGCAGCUCUAAUGCACAAAGAAAGAACACAGAUAAGAGAUUAACUGACUGUAGUAAUAUUCUUUGUCUUAAAUUUGUAGAAAAAAAAUUCGUGUGAUAAAAAUUUAUAGAAAACAUGACUAUGACGAAAGGUAAGAAACAUGCGAGUGUCGAUACAGCGUAUGAUAAAUUCAGUCGACUUUUCAUGGUGUAUAUGUUGAUCUUGGUCAGUUUUGUGAUGUCCAUCGAGUAUUUCACAAACCGGAUGAAUUGUUCCAUUCCGGAUGAAUUAAUUAAGAAGAAAGACUUUAUCCAUGCUAGCUGUUGGUCAUCCGGACUGUUCAUAUAUGAAGAAAUGACCGGUAAAUCUAAAGACAGUUUUUAUUACGGUAUUCCGAAGAAUUUAAAGCAUGAUGGACUGAAUUUAAUAAACAAGCCAUGCGCUACACAUACAGAAUUAAGUACUAACUCAAAGUGUAAGCCAAUGACAAAGGUUUAUUAUACACAAUAUCAGUGGCUUCCGUUUUACAUCGGGUUAUUGGCUCUGAUAUAUUAUUUACCGUAUCCGAUAUUUAAAAUGGUUAAUCCGGAUCUAAUAAGUCUGCACGCAAUUGUGGAGAGCACAGAAGAGGCUGUUGGGAUAGUUUACAAUUAUUUCAAUUACGAUGUGAACCCGAUUUACCGAUUAAGACUUCGAGUUUGGUUGAAUAUACUCGUGCAAAUGAGUUACAUUGUUGUAAAUGUGUUUUCGUUUUGUUUCACGGGUUACCUCUUAAACGGAAAUUAUGAGGGGUAUGGAAGAAUUUUUUUCAAGACUGGCAAUCAUACUAAAAUAGAAGAAAAUAUAAAUAAACACUCAGGUCAAAUCUUGCUUCCCUCUCGUGGGUUAUGUGAAGUUCGCAGUUUUGAAACAGAGGAUAACAGGCGGGAAAUUCUUCGAUGCGAGGUUCCUGCAAACACGUUAUAUCAAUACACCUUGUUUGUUUUAUGGAAUCUUUUUGUAAUCGGGAUUACCGUUUCAGUAACUGGGUUGGUAACAACGAUCUCAGGAUAUAUAUUUAGAUUUCUUUGUUAUGGCAAAACGGUCACAGUUCGCAGAAUAUUUCGAUACAUGACGUUACGGGAAGUGGAGUAUUUAUUGAUUAUAAAACGGAAGAACAUGUUACUAUAUGGUGACGUCAUAAGAAAAUUAAAAGAUGGUAGAACAGACGCAGAUGGGAAGUUUGUGGAAACGUGCAGCUUAGUAUCGAGUGUUUAAAAAAACUGAAGCAGGCAUAUUUCCAACAAAGGAGAACGACGCCAUUUUUGACUGUGUUUUUUCGCUAAGUAUUUUUCUUAAAGCAUAGUCUUCUCUGCACAAUUUCGGGCGAAUUUAUUGUGAAAAAAGGGCCGAAUAUCAAAUUUUAGCUAUAUUUUCAAAUAGUAUUUAUUCACGAUUGCAGCUCUCAGAUACGGCAAGUGCUUCAGAAAACAUCCAGUCUCUAUUAAACACCCGCUAGUAACGUCCGUUACUAAAGACCUGACUUCAGUACACGUCCGCCCCCAGCGAACGUCCACUAAAAAUAUUAUACAAUCUAAUAAACCAAUAACUGACCAACAUUCAAAACUAAAGUCUGGUUGUUCACCAGACAAAUAUACGUAAGGGUAUAAUUUUCUCAGUUAGAUGUUGAUAAAACUUCUGUUCGUAGCUACUACAUGUACGCUAAAGUUUUGUCGAUAACACUCGAGGAAAGUCUUUACUGAAUUUAGAUAUGAAAUUAUUUUUAAUGCGUUGUGUAAUUUUAUUAUUGAAAAUUUAUUACUUACUUGAAAUUUAAGCAAAUAUUUGCUCUGCCUUAAUUCUAUCUCGCUCCAAUUUUUACAUUUAGGAUCUAACACACUGAAACCUUUCUAUAGCGGACACCAUUGAAAGCCUCAAAAAACCUCCAUUAUAGAAACGCUUUGAGUUUUGAGUCGUUAAACUUCGCCAAGCUUGAAAACUAAAGAUACAAAGCUUUACCAGGCUACCGUGUAAUGUUUACGCAAAAAUGAGCACAAGUCUCUUUCUUUAUCUAUUUAGAACCACUCAUGUAAGCAUUGUAAGAAACUACCGGUAAAACCGAGUGCCGAACGUCAAAUUAACACUUAGUACAGAUAAACGCUGUGGCACAUGUGAGUGGGGGCGCUUAGUACAGAUAAAUGCCGUGGCACAUGUGAGUGUGGGCGUUUAGUACAGAUUUACUAUAUUGCGUACAGCGGUGUUUCUAUGCGUAAUUAUAUAACUAUCCCUAUAACUAAUAAGAAAUACCCUGGCAUUGUCACCUCAUAUCUAAAAUAGUUUUCCAGCUAAUUUCAUUGCGCCGAAUAAGUUUCAGCAUAUCUUUAAAAAUUGAUCUAAGUUAAAAAAUAAUUGCGUAUCAACUCUAGGAAGAUAGAAAGAUCCACUACUGUAAAAUAUAAGAAACUUUAACUUUGUACAAAUUUUAAUUUGGCCUGAUGGAUAGCACUCUGAAAUGAUUUCAUGAUUAGUGUUACAAGAACACAGCGGCUCCUCAUUUCGUUGUUACUCAAUAGUUAAAACUCCUUUCCAUAAUCUUUACUUUCAUCAAACAAGUUUCUGUGAACUCAAAAAUAGAAACCUUCGAAAUUUGUUAAAUCGACGUUUGUUACUCGGCCUAUGCUCCUACCAUAUUGAAAUUUUGUUGUUUGCCCAUUUUGAGAAAGAACUAAAAAAUUGACAUUUCUCCAAUCAUUAUUUCCAAGGCUGUGCGCUUGUGGAUACUUUCACAUUUUUAUCCAGCUAUGUCUGUUGAAGAACAGUCACACACUGAGAGGAAAAAAAUACAUGAACAAAGACAAAAAAAAAACAUAAAUAACUAAGCCCAUCAGAUUCCCACGAUACAAUAAAUGUACAAAAUGUAGCGCAGCCAGAAAUGAAAAGAAAUUAAAAUAUAAACUGCUUACACCAAUUAGCUUUUACAGAUAAAUACAAAUAAAUAACGUAAAAGAAUGUUUACUGGCCAUAUUCCUAUU
Hydractinia symbiolongicarpus is the source of this 4241-nucleotide messenger RNA. RefSeq lists its product as uncharacterized. The transcript has 2 exons. Lineage: Eukaryota; Metazoa; Cnidaria; Hydrozoa; Anthoathecata; Hydractiniidae. The record is from RefSeq and is a predicted model, not a curated record. The coding region runs from base 1366 to 2487 and encodes 373 amino acids.